UGACGUAAGCUAAGGUCACGUGACUUUGGCGUGUGCCACAACAUCUAGUGGAAAGUGUUAAGAGAGCUCUCCCUCGAGUGUUUUAAAUCAUAAAUAAACGAAAUGGAUUUCAGCGUGAAGAAAUUAGCCUCGGGUGCUGGACUGUUUUUGACACGGGCUGUCCAGUUCACAGAGGAGAAGUUGGGCCAAGCAGAGAAGACCGAGUUGGACGCUAAGUUUGAGAACCUGAUCAGCCGGGCAGACUGCACCAAACACUGGACCGAGAAAAUCUACAGACAGACUGAGGUCCUGCUUCAGCCCAACCCAAUUGAUCAUACUGGUGCCAGAAUCGAGGAGUUUCUUUUUGAAAAACUGGACUGGAAGGUGCCGUCCAGGGUUACUAAUGCAGAGCUGCUGGGUCAGUAUAUGCAGGAUGCAGCAAAAGAGUUUGAUCUUGGAAUGCCAUAUGGGAACACUUUGGAGAAGGUGGGGGAGUGUGAGAAAAGAUUAGGAGAAGCAGAGAAGGAGUUCCUCCAGACGUCAGCCAUCAGCUUUCUUACGCCUCUCAGGAACUUUCUGGAAGGAGACUGGAGAACUAUUUCAAAAGAACGUCGCCUUCUGGAGAAUCUUCGCCUGGACCUUGAUGCCUGUAAAACACGAGUGAAGAAGGCAAAGGUGGCUGAAGCAAAGGCCGCGUGCGAAGGGGAAACAGCUCCAGAUUUUCAGGAAACCAGACCUCGCAACUAUGUGCUUUCUGCCAGUGCCUCUGCGCUCUGGACCGAGGAAGUGGAGAAAGCUGAACAUGAGCUCCGAAUAGCCCAAACAGAGUUUGAUCGCCAAGCAGAGGUCACACGAUUGCUUUUGGAGGGCAUCAGUAGUACGCAUGUGAAUCAUUUGCGCUGCCUGCAUGAAUUUGUGGAGGCCCAAGCAGCUUAUUACAAGCAGUGUCACCUCCACAUGCAGGAGCUACAGAAAGAGCUGGGAAGGCUUCCUAAUGCUUUCGCACUGAACUCCACAAACGCCAUUGCUACUCCCAGUAUGGUGACAGAAGGCAGCAGCAGCCCAGUGGAAACUGACACCCUUAAGAUCGAAGAAGUUCAACCACCAGCUACAGGAACCCGCAAAGCCAGAGUCCUUUAUGAUUACGAUGCAGCGGAUUCCAGUGAGCUCUCCCUUCUGGCUGACGAGCUCAUCACAGUUUACACAGUGCCUGGAAUGGACUCUGACUGGCUGAUUGGAGAGAAAGGAAACCAUAAAGGAAAAGUGCCAGUCACAUACCUGGAGCUUCUCAGUUAGACAGCGCACGUAUGCAUGUGCAUGUGUGUGAUUGGACACAUAGUGAAGCCACAAAGAAUUUCUCAUUCUUACACUAACCUCUAAUCCUCAAUAACACUUCUCCCAAAUACACAAAAUGCUUCUCAGACAGCAGUGAAAAUAGAAACACUCUUAUAGUGACUCAAGGAAAAUCCUCAUUGGGGAUGGUUAACAUUCCUUUCAGUUUUCUGUUUGUGAUGUUUUUGUGUUAUGUGCAUCCCAAAGUCCCAAUGCUUGAAUGAAAUUAUAUUGGUGCGUUUGAUGUCUUUGCUAUAUUUUAAAACUGCUUUCUUUGCUAAACUCUGAUGAAGAAUUUAAUUGUAAAAGUCUAAAUUAUUCUCUCACAGAGAUUAGAAGUGUAAGCUUUCACUGAACUGGGUCUAAACGACGAAAUUCCUCAGUUUUUCUUCAAAAGGCAGCGGGGCGCGUGAAACAAUUUCCUGUUCUCAAUUCUUUGGGUUAAAGUGGUGAUAUUAGGCGACUAAAGAAGAAGUGAAAACAAACGGGACUUCUUUAUGUUGUAUUAUUUUCCAGUCCCACUUCAUAUGUGAGGAGCAGGGAAACCAUAUAGGCCACUUUUGGUUUGUUUGAAAGAUGUGACAGUUUCCUUCUUUUACUGCAAAUGUGUUUGCCCCUUUCCUUUUUUUCCUCACAGUGACUCUUGUGAUAACGUUAACUUAUUGGUGAUGAAACUGUCAUAUAUGAUGAUUUCCAUAGUUUACAGUUUACACUGUAGAAUUGUAAACCACGGAAACUGUUUGUGAGGAUUGUUUGGGGGAAAAUAUUUGCCUUAAGUGCUAGCUGAAGCGAAUGCAAUACCUAUGUUAUUUAAAGCAAGAAUAGUCAUUUGGACUUAUUCUUUUUUUGUUUUUUGCUUCUCGCAUUUUUCCACACCAAUGCAGCUGCUCCUACGAACAAUAUGAACACUCUACACCUCUUUUCUAACUGCCUUAAGAGGACGGGUGGGGACUGCUGACAAUGUGCUCUUCAAAUAUUGUACAAAUGUCCUCUGAUUUAAAGUUCACCACAGCCAGCAUGCAACACUGACACUCCCCUGCAAUUACACAACUGCCUGUGUGCUUUGGCCGUGAGUGUUGUUUUUUUUUUGGGGUUUUUUGUAUUUCCAGUGUUUGUCAGGAUUUUCAGUCUUAGUGCUGCAUGUGCUACAGCCGGUACCCCGUCCUGUUGGACACUUAUGUGUGUGUACAUGAAUGUAGACAAGUCUGUUUGUGUGAGAUCUAAAUCUAUUGUGCUCCCUAAUGUCCUGCAUGUGUACAUGCAUGCACUGCCUUUAUUUAUUUAUUUAUUUUUUAAGACAGCCUGCUGAUACGUUCACGUGAAAUGAGCGUAUGUUACCUGCAGGUCGUGUCACAUGAUAAGAAUUCUUGCUACUCAUGUGCGUUUUUGUCCUGCUCUCUUCUCUUCUGCUCAUUUCACAAAUUUGAAGUAACUUUCUGUUAUCUGUCUGUUCCUUGCUGGAUGAAUGAAAUGUGUCCAUUAAUAAAACUGAUUGAUUUGAA
Haplochromis burtoni (Burton's mouthbrooder) is the source of this 2813-nucleotide messenger RNA. Its product is annotated as endophilin-B2. NCBI's taxonomy places the organism in Eukaryota, Metazoa, Chordata, Actinopteri, Cichliformes, Cichlidae. The record is from RefSeq and is a predicted model, not a curated record. The coding region runs from base 103 to 1275 and encodes 390 amino acids. Gene Ontology annotation, biological process: membrane organization. The transcript is spliced from 13 exons. Gene Ontology annotation, cellular component: membrane; cytoplasm. Gene Ontology annotation, molecular function: protein binding.